This is a messenger RNA of Closterium sp. NIES-65, 1173 nucleotides long. The record is from the annotation of a GenBank genome assembly. Lineage: Eukaryota; Viridiplantae; Streptophyta; Zygnematophyceae; Desmidiales; Closteriaceae.
AUGUGCAAACGCGAUCAUCCGGAGGUGGACCAGGAGGCGUCUAGGCAAGCACUCAUCAAGGCAGAAACGAUAAUCAUGGAGCGCCAGGGUCUCCGCAUACCUCUGCAGCCUGUUCCCGUUAUCGACGACAACGGAUACAUCUGCGUCGACCCUCCCGUGGACAUCCGAAGAGAGCUGCUAGACCACAAGGAGAAGUUCGCUGUGAUUGAGCACGACAUACAGGUUCUGACGGCCAAGAUCGAGUAUCUGGCCAUCCGCAAAGGCGUGACGUCGGACGAGCUGGACGCAGGGGCGCGCCAACACCUUGGUGUCGUGGUGGACACGCUGGUAGAGUCGGCGACUCCACGCAAGCACGCUAAAGCAGACCCUACCGCGGACAGAAGUGGCCCAAUGGAAGUCGCGCAGACUCCACUGACGCGUGCACUGGCGGCAGUGCCAUCAAUCUCUCCCUGUCUUGCACCUCACACACCUGCCGUGAAAGAUAGCCAAGUUACUGCCGGAGACGCGACACCUGCUGUGGUCAGGCAACAACAGCGCGACCAUCUUGCAGUGGCUUUGCGCAGCCGCGCUAAGACUCCCGUGCCCGCAGCUCCAGGUAACCCCGGAAGGGUCGCAAGCAGCGGCCGAACGGGAGUUAUGUGGAACGCAGAGACGCAGAGGUACUACGUCCGGAUCAUAUCUGCUCGCCGUCAGCAGGUUCGUCUGGGGUCGUACGAGGACAAGGACGAGGCGUCAUACGCGUAUGCUGCGGGAGCCGUUGUACUUCGCCCGAACUCACGCAUCAGCUGCACGGUUGAGCUGUCCGACGGUGACAGGCAGGCUUUAGCCAGCUGCACAGAGGAGAUCCUAAGGCUACUCGUGAAGUACAGGCGCUGGAACAGAUGGAGGGAGUGGAGAGCCGCAAUGGCUGGCCUGGACGACGCGCAGCCGGUUGAGACCCGUUCGCGGCGAAAGGGCAGAGUGUCCUGGGCCAUUAGUGACGUUGAGGAGGUGGAGGCGAUCACGCAGACUACAGAGGACCAGCCUAUGGCUGAAGAGCCAGAGGACCGAACAGAGGACUACACGGAUGACGAUGAGUCCGUUGACGAUGAUGCUGUGUACGAACCUGGAAACGAUACUUUCGACGAAGAUGAUGGAUGGGAGGAUGUCAACCAUGCACAAGGUGUUGCAUGA